AUGGUUGCUUUGGAAACAACACCCACCACAAUAUGGGCAAAAAGAUUUGUGGCGGAAAUGUGGAAAGCAGAUUUCGAGGCGACUCGAUUCGCGCAGAGACUCUUUGAAGAUGUGCGCACGAAUGCGUUUAAUGGCACAUAUCUUUCAGAUUUAAUUGCCGAAUUACUACGAGCGGCCACGUUGAGCAGCUCGUCCGACCCUCGCGCAUUUCGAUGUAUCGUAUUUCUCAUGCACAAUGAACAUUUCUCUUGGGCUGAUUUUCUAAACGCGGUGACAGAUUUCAAAAAAUUCGACAAACCACGUUGUUUGCAAGCACUUUUGUUGUGUUUACAAAAGCUCGAUGGCGAGAUUAAAUGUGAUAGUCGAAAACCAAUCGAAUGCCAAAGACUCGCCGACGCCACAAUAAAUGUCUUUAUUUGGAUCUCGAAUGGAAUUGAGAAAUGUGCCGCUGAUCCCGAUUUGUGUGACUCGCUUGAACUUCUCGUUAAUGCAUUUCUAUUCUGCAAAGACGAUGGCUUUGUGGAGAAUAUUUUGCAACUUCAAGAAGGAAAUACAGAUAUACUCAGCUCAAUCGUUCAACCAAUUUGUCGAGCCACCGAACUAAUCAACAACGGAAAGCUCCAGUAUUUGGGCCAAGAAGUGAAAAGUAUUUUCAAGCUAAAACCCUAUGAACCAAUGGAUUACAUGAGGAACUUCUUGAACGAGAACUCGGGAGCCAUGCGAACCCUGGCCGGCGUAUUUUCCUGUUUCCGAGUCGUUUCUCCAGUGAAUGAAAUUGUGUCAACGGUUCGAAUGGUGGCCUCCACGUUGAAAAUCUCAAUGAAAUCAAUGGCAAAAGAUUUCAUCUACACUUGCCUAUUGACACAUUUGGAUGAGAUGAAAUCCGUGUUUGUCGACUCAUUUCUAUUGAUAAAAGUGCCCAGAAUCUUGGCUACCAUUAAGCAAGAACUAUUCUGGUCAAACGAGGAUAUGGAAAGGAUUCUUCAUGAGGUUCUCACUGAAGGGAAACAUAUUUUGGAUCUCUUCGAUCAGGAAACAACACUAUUGGUUUUUCUUGUCACUUUGUCAGAAGCCGGUGUGAUCUCGAAGCAAUUCUCCGAACAUGUCACGAAUGCAAGAGGCCAUCACGUUCACAAAGAUCAUCGAAAACAUCUGACAUGGAAAGCGCUCGAGGCUCGAAAUGUUAUCAUCAAAACGUGGAAUAAUGAUGCUUUUUUGAGUAUUCUCUCAAAAAUGGUGGGCAGCGGUGGAAUCGCUUUUGACUCGGUUUGCGCCACUUUUUGCUCAGAUGGAAACGUGGUCGAGUUUAGCAACAAAAUUGCGAGACUCAAUUUCACCGCUGAAAAGCCCAAUCAAACGCUUGACUCGGAAACAAGGGCAAAUUGCUUUGAUCUCACCUUUUCACUUCUUUAUCGAAUGCUGCAAUCGUUUACAAGCUUGAAGUUUGAAGAAAUCGUUAACGGAUGCAGUCCUGAUAAUUUGGAUCAAGGGAUUUUCUGUCGAUGGGCAAACGAAUCUGUGAGACGAUUGGGAUUACCGAUCAAACACAAACCGGUGACGGCUGACGACAAGGAACGAAACCGCGAGAAUUUCGCCCUUUUGCGCGAUCGAGGUCUUUUCUGGGAUCCGAUCACGGUUGAUUACGCUGAAGUGAUCAACUCAAUGCCGGCUAUCUGUGAAGUGAUCAUCGAUCAAUUCAACGAGAAUCGAACUCAUGCCGAGUAUGAAUUCAAACAAAUCAUUGUUAGAAGCUUCAGCACCGCAUCAUUUUUGGUUAUCUGCAUUGUACAGUGGUUGGACAGUCAACCAGAUUCGGAAGUCAAAACGAUGAUGGUGCGAGCGUUGCGCUGUUGCAUGGACGAAUUGAAUCCAAUGGAGAACAACCCACUACCGCUAUUCAUCCGCCAAUCAUGCCAUCUUGUUGUCGAUGAAAUGCUUUCGAAUGAGCCCGUUGUUGACACUUUAGCCUAUACAGUGAUCGUUAUGUCUGAGCGAAAGCUACCGCCAAUCAGAACUUAUCAGAUCCCCGAGAGACAGAGUCUGAAAUGUGGCUGGUUUCACUCACAGAAACAAUCGUGGGUUUCCCCGCCGGUUCUCAAGAUGUUAGACCAUUGCAAUCGGGCGGGUCGACAGAAAUACUGGAUUGAGGUCUUCAUGCACAAUAUGCUCAAAAAUAAGACGGUCGAUGAACUUUUGGCUGCUGGAGAAAUGAUUCUAGCGUCAGCACUGAUGGACCCGGCGAGAUCUCUGGUGGCUUUAUGCCAAUGUUUGAUUGAUUAUCUCAUUCCGGAGGUCGAAGAUGAGCACAAAGUUCGCUACGAACCGCCACACGCGUUGCCUCUUGCUCGACUCGUUGUCAAUGUCUUAGUUUUAUCCGAAUGGGUGAUUGCGGAAGGGAAAAGGCGAGCACAAGACAAUGAUUUAAUAUCAGGAGAGUCUGAGCGAAAGAGAAGAAGAGAGGAUUUUGUGCCAACACCAUAUCCAGAGUCUGAGAGAGCAGUGAUUGAGGAAUUGGAGCAAACGGUGCAGUUCGGAAUUCACAAGCUCGCGAAGAAAGUCGCUGAAGGUCUACUGGUCCCAGUGAUUUCAUUCAUCUCACAUUUCCUCGUUCAAUUGGCCUCACAGUCUCCUCCAGAGAACGCUCCACAUCGAGAGGCCUGGCGAUCACUUGUCAAGAAGAUUCCGAGGGAUAUGCUGAGCAACUUGGCUGUACUGGAGCCAAAUUCCGUCUCCCUCUCACUUUUCGAUGUUUUCUGUGAUGUCAAUGAUCCGAAGAGUCGACAAGAACGUCUCCAAUUUGUUUGCCAUAUGAGACUUCAUGGAGCUGUA
Molecule: messenger RNA, 2829 nt
Organism: Mesorhabditis belari
Lineage: Eukaryota; Metazoa; Nematoda; Chromadorea; Rhabditida; Rhabditidae
Source: the annotation of a GenBank genome assembly